Messenger RNA from Epinephelus lanceolatus (giant grouper), 2398 nucleotides. RefSeq names its product WD repeat domain 31 (gene wdr31). The record is from RefSeq and is a predicted model, not a curated record. Lineage: Eukaryota; Metazoa; Chordata; Actinopteri; Perciformes; Serranidae. Gene Ontology annotation, molecular function: protein binding.
CGGAGGGAGGGAGGGAUGGGUCCGCUGUAGGUGAAGAAAGACACUUCUGAGCACUUUCCCACGCAGUUAGGACAACUUUCUGUCAUGGCACUCUGUGGGAAACGUUUCUCGGUCGUUCCGACAGCGGCUCUAGCAAGUUUUAACGUUUUUACAUCCAUGUUUUGGUGCUACUAGGGCAUUAAUCUUUCUGGGCAUGACAGAUAAAGAUUAGUUAGCAUGCUAGCGAGCUAGCCGCACACCCUCAGCAUCACACAGCGACCACACCUGCCGCUGAAAGUGUGGCUGCAGGUCUCUAGCAGACAUGGGCAAACUACAGAGCAAGUUUCGUAAGAGGUCUGACCUCUACAGAGCAUCUCAGGGAGAGAAGGCAGAUAAUGCCUUUGACAGCCAGGUGGUGCAGUAUGAACCUGCCCAUCAAGGGUCCACCAACACUGUCACCAAUCUCAGCCCAGAUCUGUGUGUUUCUGGUGGGAGUGACCAGGCUGUGGUGGUAUACGACUGGAAACAAGGCCGGAUGUGUCAGUCCUUCCAGGGUCACAACCGAGAGGUUACCAAGGUGGUGUGUUAUCCAGGCAGCACAUGGAUAUUCAGUGCCUCACGGGACAAGACUGUUCUGAUGUGGGACCUGAACCAGGGGGACGAACCUAUUCAGGAAUAUUGUGGGCAUGAGUUGGUGGUCAAUGGACUAGCUAUCAGCCCUGAGGGGAGAAAGCUCUGCACCGGCUCUCGUGACAACUGGAUGUGCCUGUGGGAUAUAGAAUCUGCAAAAUGUGAACAGAGACACAACAUUUCUAGAAACCUGGUGACUCAUGUGUGUUGGGUGCCAGGCAGCUCCUCUAUAGUCCAGACCUCUGAGGAUAAGACCAUAAGGGUGUGGGACAGCCGUGCAUGGCAGGUGACCAACACUUUUCCAGCCAAGCAGUACAUCCAGACCCACUGUGACGUUUCUGCAAAUGGACACUACUUGGUGUCCAGCAGCAACGGCUUUGGAGGACAGGGCUGUGAAGCCACGCUCUGGGACCUGCGUCAGCCUGGCUGUAAAGUUGUGGAGUACAGAGGUCAUCUCCAGACCACUGCCUGCUGUAUGUUUCUGCCUACGCCUCCUGGUGGCGCAGCCCAGGUAGCAACGUCCUCCCAUGACAGCUCCGUCAAAAUCUGGGAUCAGAACACAGCAGCCUGUUUAGCCACGUUGUCUCUGGAUGGUGCUGGUCCGCUGAUUUGUCUGGCACCCACUGACUCGACCAACAUGCUGUGUGCCAGCUUUAACAACGGCCUCCAUCACAUCCAGCUGGGCCACGGAUCAAACCAGGCUCAGGUCUCCGGGGCAGGUUCAGGUGGAGCUGGUGGUCUGGACAUAAAAGUCGUGGCGCGCUUCUGACAGCCCAGAGGAGCCUGGUGUGACUUGUAACCCUGACCUGUGAACAGACGGUGACUCAGCGCGGUGUGACUCACUGGAUAUGGACAUCAUGACAGUUCUUUUGCUUUUGUCUUUACUUUUUUUUCUACAAUUUUACACGUCUAUAGACAUUUUUGCUUUACUAGACUGCCAUACGAUGAAGAAUGACAGAUGAGAGCAGCGAGAGGACAUGUACGGAGGAUGCACCUUUUGUCCAGCAAAGCCACCUGGAUGCCCAUCAUAGCUGCUCCUCUGGGAGACUGGUCUGUAAGUCACAUUACCUAUUCAUUAAUGAGACUAUAAAUAUCAAAAUGAUCCUGCUGCCUUCUUGGAUCAAAUCAGAGUAACUGGGGAUUACCCUCAGAUUUUUUACAAUGCUCCAGCUAGGUGGAUUGGACGAGAAGUUUUGUGCACGUUGCUUUUAUUGUUGCUGAUGAAUACAUGUUUGAAGGACAUCAUGCAGCCGGAGAGGUGUUGAGAAUGUGGGAGCGCUCAUAGAACAGGAAAAAACAGCUAUUUGGUCAAGUGUUGGUUCUCUUAACUCUGACAGAGAGGUGGAAGCCAAAUAGUUUUUCAUACUAAAAGUAUGUCAUUGGUUUUUCCUGGAUAAACUGUAGUAGGUGCAGUCAGACCUGCAGAUCUUAUUUGUCAAACACUUAAAGUUUUUAUCACUGUAACAGAGUAAUUCAGAACAUGUGUAUGUUGAUAAAUAUCUGUUGAUUAGCUCAUAGCUUUAACCUGUCAAGUGUUAGACCAAAUGAAUAUGACAGGAGACUGUAUGAUCAUUGGCUUUGUUUUUAUGUAGAAAUCAAUUCAUGAUGGUUUUUAAAGAUACAGAUUCUGAUAUUUUUUAACUGAAGCUGCCGAUAGCUGAUGUCUGGUGCAGAUAUCCAAUAUUUUUAAAUCUGAGAAUUACUAUGCAAAAUACAGAGUAAUUCCCUUUUUAAAAAAGUAUUGUUUUAAUAAACAGAUGGGAAUAAAAAGAUGUUGCAAGUACAAAAA